This is a messenger RNA of Cadophora gregata, 846 nucleotides long. RefSeq lists its product as uncharacterized. Gene Ontology annotation, molecular function: methyltransferase activity. The record is from RefSeq and is a predicted model, not a curated record. Lineage: Eukaryota; Fungi; Ascomycota; Leotiomycetes; Helotiales; Ploettnerulaceae. Bases 1 to 846 code for a protein of 281 amino acids. The transcript has a single exon.
AUGGCAAUGGAGACUGUAGUCCAGCAUUUCAAUAGUGGAGCGCUGAGCUACGAAGAACUUACCGGCGGCUGCACAAGAGAACUCGCUCGAUAUAUUGUCCAACUUUCUCCCGAGGUGGCACCAGAGUCAACCAUCCUGGACAACGCUUGUGGGCCAGCGAUUGUCUCUGAGGAGAUUCUACGCACGAUUCCCAGAGACGCAGGCCAGCCUGCCAUCUAUGCUGUUGAUGCGGCCCCUGCCAUGAUCGAGCUGGCACGCUCCAAGCCAGAUCUCACAGUACAUGAAUCAGUUCGACUUGAGACUAUGCACUCAGAGAAUCUCUCAUUCUCCACGGACACUUUUACCCACUCUUACACCAACCUCGGCAUCCUCUUCUUUACUGACGGGGUGCAAGGUGCAAGGGAGAUUUACCGCACCCUUAAACCUGGAGGCACCGCAAUCGUGACCACUUGGGCCGACCUUGGCUAUCUUCCUAUUGUUCGGAAAGCGCAAGCUGCCAUCCGCCCCGACGAACCCCCCUACGCGGUUUCCAUUAGUGAGUCCUGGUUUUCUGGUGAUCAUCUUGAGCGAGUCCUACGAGAUGGAGGGUUUACGAGGAUAGACAUCCUGGAGAAGAAAGUGCACAUGUGUGCCCCUAGCCUCACCGGAGUGAUUAAUAUUUUGUACAAGGCAUUCUAUUCUGUAUGUGAGGAUUGGAGUGGAGAGGAGCAGGUACGUUUCAAAAGCCAGUUGUUGCACUUUGCGCAGCCAACAGCGAGGACUUUGCAUCGGCGGGAGGGAGCAUCAAGCGGGGGUGAACAAGUCGGCAUACCUAUGACAGCUAUUGUCGCCAUCGCUAGGAAAUAA